Pseudoliparis swirei is the source of this 2193-nucleotide messenger RNA. RefSeq names its product PTK6 protein tyrosine kinase 6b (gene ptk6b). The transcript has 8 exons. The record is from RefSeq and is a predicted model, not a curated record. Gene Ontology annotation, biological process: cell surface receptor protein tyrosine kinase signaling pathway; protein phosphorylation; innate immune response. Lineage: Eukaryota; Metazoa; Chordata; Actinopteri; Perciformes; Liparidae. Gene Ontology annotation, molecular function: non-membrane spanning protein tyrosine kinase activity; signaling receptor binding; ATP binding. Gene Ontology annotation, cellular component: extrinsic component of cytoplasmic side of plasma membrane. The coding region runs from base 165 to 1625 and encodes 486 amino acids.
GUCACAUUCUCAACACGACCAACCCAGAAGCAGCAAUUCCCCUGUGAGGGCGUUCCGAGGAUUCCUUGCGCUCCUUCCUCCACCUGUCCAACAGGUGUAGCCAGCUGGCGCACUCUGAGGCCGACGGGGGUAAGGCUCUGAGAGGGAGACAUUCAUGGUCAUCUAUGGGUGAGUGUCUGAAAAAAGCUUGCCCAUGUCUGGACGUACUAUGGCAGAGGAUUUUCGGCGUUCCUUCUGGCGAUAAGGGCGAACCGAGUCCCGUAGCCCCGCCGGUAACAGUGCCCGAGAAAGGCUCCAUUUACACGGCGCUCUGGUCGUUUGAAUCCCGGCACCCGGACGAGCUGUCGUUCCAGGAGGGAGACCUGUUCAGUGUCACCAACCGCAGCGGGGACUGGUGGACCGCGCGGAAGAUCGACAAGAACGGGCGCGUCCUGGACACCGGGAUCGUGCCCAAAAACUACCUGGACCGGGCCGAGACGCUACAAAUGCAACAGUGGUAUUUUGGGUCAAUGAACCGCUUUGAGGCCCAAGGCCACCUGCUGGCACCAGGAAAUGACCAAAGAGCUUUCCUCAUCCGGGAAAGUGAGAAAGACGACGUUGGAUACGUUCUUUCAGUGAGAUCAAACAGCCAGGUGAAGCAUUUCAAGGUCCUCACAACAGAUGACGAUUCUUUUCACGUCGAGUACAACAACAAUUUCAGCUCUCUGAUCGACUUGGUGGAGUUCUACUGCGCCAACAGCCUGAACAACAUCGGCACACUGGGAAACCCGUGCAAGAGGAAAAGGCCAGACAUCCAAGAUUUGAAUCAUUUUACAGUGGAUGAGUGGGAGCUCCCGAAAGAGGAGUUCACCCUGGAGGAGGAGCUGGGCAGUGGAUACUUCGCUGACGUCUACCGGGGACGUUGGAAAAAUCACAUUAAUGUCGCCAUCAAGAUCAUAAAAAGUGACUCUGAGUUGAACCACCGAGAAUUUCAGAGGGAAGUUCAGAUCCUGAAGAGUCUCCGCCAUCGCCACCUCAUCUCUCUGUUUGCUACCUGCACGGCCUCCGCCCCUUACUACAUCAUCACUGAGCUGAUGGAGAAAGGCAGCCUGCUCAGUUUCCUCAGAGGUCCAGAGGGGCAGCAUCAAAACAUUGCAUCACUCAUUGACAUGAGUGCCCAGGUGGCUGAUGGGAUGUCAUACCUGGAGGAGCAGAACAGCAUCCACAGAGAUCUGGCUGCUCGAAAUGUCCUGGUGGGGGAGAACAACAUCUGUAAGGUGGCUGACUUUGGACUGGCCCGAGUGAUCAAGGAGCCGUUCUACAUCACAGAAGAUCACAAGAUCCCCUACAAGUGGAGCGCUCCUGAGGCCAUCAGCCACGGGAAGUUCUCCAACAAGUCAGACGUCUGGUCUUUCGGUGUCUUGCUCUAUGAGAUUUUGACCUAUGGAAGCGCUCCUUAUCCAGCCUUCAGCAACCAGGAAACGUACCAGCAGGUUACCAACGGGUACAGGAUGCCGGCUCCGCCCAAAUGUCCCGACUCCCUCUACACCAUCAUGUUGAAAUGUUGGAGCGCCGAGCCUGACGACCGGCCAGAUUUUAAGUCCCUCAAUCUCAAACUGGACAGCAGCUCCUACGAGAUGGAAUGACCGCCGCCCUCCACAACCUGCAGUACAAACUCGGCACCGACAGAGACCGACACAGAUUGGGACAAUUCUUCACGAGGACUCUUGCUUGUACAAUGUCCGAAUUUGCGGAUUUGGGGUUUUAACGCUCAACACAAUCAGUUUUCAGAGAUUGGCAUCUGUACAAGAAAAACAUUACUUCAAAGAUUAAGCAGGUAUUAAGUGUGUGUGUGUUGGAAGUGAAUUUAACAGCAAAAAUAUAUUAAACUCUCACAACUCGAGCAGUCAUCCAUGUCUCAUUUAUCCAGGUGGAUACUCACUACUAUGGAGCUUCCUAUAAUUUCACGUGAUCUUCUCCAUCACAGAGCUAAAGAGACUUGGGAGGCCAAAGAUAAACAUUGAAAAUUAAAAUGUGACUACAUGACUGCGAAAUCUGCUGAUGAAGAUCGUGUGAUCGAAAGUGCAAUCAAAGUAAAGCAAAUGUGAAAAACAGCUCCAACUAAUAAUAUUGAGUCAUGACAAUCUUAAAGCAUUUAAAGAUAAAUACACCAGCAUUCUUGUACAAAUUGAUUAAAAGCUUUCAACAACUUUU